Magallana angulata is the source of this 855-nucleotide messenger RNA. RefSeq names its product triple QxxK/R motif-containing protein-like. The coding region runs from base 107 to 334 and encodes 75 amino acids. The transcript is spliced from 3 exons. Gene Ontology annotation, cellular component: endoplasmic reticulum membrane. The record is from RefSeq and is a predicted model, not a curated record. NCBI's taxonomy places the organism in Eukaryota, Metazoa, Mollusca, Bivalvia, Ostreida, Ostreidae.
ACACGUUUCAGUGAACCCGAAAGUAAAAGUAGAAAUGGUCUGGAGAACAGACUAACUAUUAGUAUUAUAUCAAUAGGCAAACUUAAAAGGCUAGAGGCAUAAAACAAUGGGAAAGAAAGACGCCAGUGCUAACAGGGGAACGCCUGUUGAACAAUACAGAAAAGACAUAGGAAAACAUGACUACAAAAAGAGUAAAAAAGAAGUGAAGUCGAUGAAAGACAAAGCUGAUAUGAAAUCUUCGGCUCUAGGAAUAACGGAAAUAAUUAUGAUUCUGGCAGCAUUAUUCGCACUUGUUGUUGGAAUAUAUAUGUUUUUAUUCUGGCAGCUGUCUUGAAAUGAGGAACCAGCAAACUUGAUUUUAAGUGAUGGAUACUCAGACAUAUUUGUAGUUUGUUAACAUCAAAUCCUGGUGAUUGGUACAAAUAUCAUAUUUAAUGAAAUCCAAAACAUAGUGAAAAAUUCAAAUAUUUCUUAUUUAUUUUUUCUGAUUAUUUUUGGUUUGAGAAAUGUACAAAAUUUUCUAAGCCAUUAUUCAUUGAUCAAUUAUUAGGGUUGAUAUUUAUGUUUUUUUUUAUUUUGUUAACCUUGUGUUAAUCACUUUUUGUUAACAGUGAUCUACUUAAGAAUUGUACAUGUAUGUUUUUGUUUUGUGUAUGAGUACUAAAUAUAAUAUUUGUAUAGUAUUCAAAAUGCCCAUUGCAAAGAAUCUUUUACAAUGUGUGUCGUAUGUUGUUUGAUUUUAUCAUUUGAUUGUGGAACAUAUAUGUCACUUACAGACUUGAAGACCAAAAUUUCUACCUUGGAAUAACACUAUGCAGUAAAAUGUGAUAUAUUAAUAAACAAUUUGGUUUUUUU